Molecule: messenger RNA, 1870 nt
Organism: Maylandia zebra (zebra mbuna)
Lineage: Eukaryota; Metazoa; Chordata; Actinopteri; Cichliformes; Cichlidae
Gene: ccn4a
Product: cellular communication network factor 4a
Biological process (GO): cell adhesion; signal transduction; positive regulation of cell differentiation
Cellular component (GO): extracellular region; extracellular matrix
Molecular function (GO): heparin binding; integrin binding
Source: RefSeq, a predicted model, not a curated record
CUAACCACCACAGCUGCCAGCGCUCUGGAGAAGAGGAGGUUCGGGUGAAAGUGGAGCUGAGGGGAAGAGAGGAAACCUGAGGGCAGGCUAUGCGGGUCCGGACUCUUAUUAACAGGCUGUCAGCGCAAACCGAAGGGCGCCGAGAUGUCAGCGAGGGGACGAGGAUGUAGCACACCUGAGGAGAGCGGCGUGUGGCGCGUUUGAGAGACGGAACUAAUUCUGGAUUCAAUGCGUGUGCAGUUCCUCACCAGUGAUGAGUUGGCUCCUGUUGUGGAUUGUAACAGCAGCCGGGAUUCAAGAGGCCUACUCCCUGAAUUCCACCACCAUGCUGCCUGCCACAGCUGUCACAUCCCCAUUUGUAGACCUGUACAACUGCACACAGUACUGCAAGUGGCCCUGCGAGUGUCCAGAGACCCCCCCUAAGUGCCCGCCAGGUGUAAGCCUCCUCAUGGAUGGCUGCGACUGCUGCAAGACCUGCGCCCGGCAGGUGGGCGAGGUGUGCAACGAGGCAGACAUGUGUGACUACCACAAGGGACUGUACUGCGACUACAGCUCAGACAAGCCUAGGUACGAAAAAGGAGUGUGUGCAUACAUGGUGGGAAUCGGCUGCGAGCACAAUGGCGUGAUCUACCGUAACGGGGAGAGUUUCCAGCCCAACUGUAAAUACCAGUGCGUGUGUGUUAACGGUGCUAUUGGCUGUGUGGGUCUGUGCACAGAGUCUCAGCCUCCCCGUGUUUGGUGCCAGACCCCACGACGAAUCAAAGUCCGGGGACAGUGCUGCGAGCAGUGGAUCUGUGACGAGCCCAGGAGAGGGCGCAAGACAGCGCUGCGACAUGCAGUCGAGGUUUUCCCAGCCGAGACCACGAGCUGGCACAAAAACUGCAUUACCCAGACUACCUCAUGGAGCCCGUGCUCAAAGACCUGCGGCCGCGGCCUGUCCAUGAGGAUCUCCAAUGCCAAUGAGCGAUGCGAGCUGUUUAAAGAGUCUCGUCUCUGUAACCUGCGGCCGUGCGAGGUCGACAUCACCAAACACAUCAAGCCAGGGAAGAAAUGUCUUAAUAUCUACAGGGAAGAUCAGCCAACAAACCUCACCAUCUCCGGCUGCACCAGCAAGAAAGCGUACCGGCCCAAAUACUGCGGCGUCUGCACCGACGAACGCUGCUGCAUCCCCUACAAAUCCAAAACCAUUGACGUGGAGUUUGAGUGUCCCAACGGGACGGGAUUCACCUGGAAGAUGUUGUGGGUUCAGGCCUGCUUCUGCAACCUCAGCUGCAGAAGCCCCAAUGACAUCUUUGCUGACCUGGAGAAUUAUUACGGUUAUCCAGAGGUUAUGAACUAAGAAGCGACCUGUCGGUUUGUCCCAUCUGUAAAGAGCUUUAGAACUUUUUCCUGACUUUCAUUUCCUAUGCAGUUUUUUCCUUUCCUUUUUUAGUCCAAUCAUGUACAAGGGAUUUUGUUCUGUUUUCUUUUUCCUAUUGGAAAAAUCUGUAAAUAUCACAUAUGUGUAUUCAUAAAGCAUGGUGUGCUUUUGAAGACUAUUUAAAGAAGUGUUUGCAAAUGAAAAUAUUCAACAACGCAUGUGAAAUACUGAAGGUUUAAUUUAUUUAUGAGGCUUUUGGCAUAUGUACUGGCAUGCUAUGUUUUUUGGACGACGUCUCACAAGGACAUUGCUUGCCUGCCUUUAAACUCCCAUAUCAACGGAGGUUGUAGGUUUUUCUUCAUCUAUUUCAUUAAAUUCUCCCUAUAAGUGUUAAGAGAUGAACAAAGAUCCCCAAGACUACAUAUUCAUAUGAAAUAAGGAUAAUCAGGGAAGCUGUUACACAUUUUUUUUGUCAUUUUUUAAUAAAUACAAACGGUUAUGUCAUUUUAA